UAGCUAUUAAAGGGCAUACUCUUUAGCAAAAAAAUCAUACUCUUUGUUCUUUUGUUUUUAAGAAGUUCAUGGAAGGCAAUAGUGGUUGCUGUUUUUGUAGUCUAUAAAUCAAGAAGAGGGGGGAUCAUGACAACUAAUUAAUUAGCAAACAAAGGUUCAUAUAUGGCUGAUCAGAGUUCAAAUUAUCCAUCUCACAAUUCCACACAAAAUCACACAAAUAAACCAAUUUCAUCCUUCUUAGGUUCUCCAAGAAUUUUUAAUGGCCUUUUGACUAGAAGUCUAUCUGACAUUGGAACUAUCCAAACAAGUCGAGAUCGACGGUAUGACAAUGAAAUUGUCACUAGCCCAAAUUCCCUUCUUGAUGGCAUGCAAAAUCUCAAUAUUGGGAAUCCUUUUGGUUAUGAUAGAAAAUCACCAAACCCCAUCAAUAAAAAGCUCCCAAUCAUUAAGACAACUCCAAACAACAUGCCUCGGUUUCAAACAAGUCAGGAUCGACUGUAUGAUGCUGAAUGCAUUGUUAGCUCAAAUUCGACACUUGAUGGCAUGCAAAAUGACAAUCUUGGAAACCCUUUUGGUUAUGAUAGAAAACCACCAAACCCCUUCACUAAAAAGCCUCCAAAUAACAAGCUGGAAUCAGAAAUUACUUCUACGUCUCAGUUUCAAACAAGUCAGAAUGGGAACCUUUUUGGUUAUGAUAGAAAACCACCAAACCCCAUCACUAAAAAGCAUUCAAAUAACAAGAUGGAAUCAGAGAGCAUUGGACUUGCUCUUAUUGAUCCAAAAGUAACUAGUGAAAAAUUCCAUGUCCUAUUUGGAGCAAAGUUAAAAGUUGAAAUCCCUUGUUCAAUUGAGGUGAAAAAUAGUACUUGUGGGGAUUUAGAUGAAAUGGAGAGUUCAGAGGACUAUACUUGUGUGAUUACUCAUGGUCCUAAUCCAAAAACAACUCAUAUAUUUGAUAAUUGCAUUAUUGAGAGCUCUUGUGGAGUUAGAAAGUUGAGGGAGAAUUCUUGCAAAGUUGAUCAUACAAAGGGCAAAGGCAUCUAAUAUGUAAGUACAUGAUUAUGAGGGCCUUUUGAAGCCAUAAAUCAAGGGGGGAUGAUGAAUCAAGAAAUGGAGGACUAGUGAUUUUUCUUUUUUUCAUCCUAAUCUGUUUUUUUGGUCACUUUAACAAAGAAUUUUGGCAUCUUUUAGAAGUGGAUAUGAAUGAAAUCAAAUUUUCCAAUUUUUGACAAAUUAGUCAUGACUAGACCCCUAUGGUGGACCAAAAUGAAGGUUGUUCUUCCAUCAAAUAUAACGUGACUUUGUUGGA
Solanum tuberosum (potato) is the source of this 1309-nucleotide messenger RNA. RefSeq lists its product as uncharacterized. The record is from RefSeq and is a predicted model, not a curated record. Bases 163 to 1044 code for a protein of 293 amino acids. The transcript is spliced from 3 exons. NCBI's taxonomy places the organism in Eukaryota, Viridiplantae, Streptophyta, Magnoliopsida, Solanales, Solanaceae.